GAAUACGUGGAGAAAUCAAAAUCAUAGUCAAAGUUGAUUUUUUUAUUGAUGCAAACAAGUUUCGCCAAUCGUCCUGUGGAGUACAGUUUUUCACAAGUAACGUGCCACACCGUUUUUUAACACGAAGUUCCACGUGCUAGCUUUUGCAAUUAUAUUGCUUUGCGAGAAUUCGCUAUUCGUUCAAUGGACCAUUCCCCAAUUAGCCUGCGAACAGGCUCUCAAGCUGAAUUGAGAGCCUGCAUCGAUGACGAAUGAAUUUGAAUAUCUGCUCCGUAACGUUCGUUUUUCCAAAUAUGGAAUGCCUAUCCUUAUAUGGUGUUGUUUACAACUUUCGUGCAAACUAAAUUUAGACCGUGCAAACUAAAUUUAGACCGUACAGUUUAUACUGUUUUUCGAAAUAUAAGAUAUUCAAGCAAAAGUUCAAAUGUUUUAAAUACUGUUUUCUCAAAUCAGAUCAUUUCGUGCUUUGAGAUAAGAUGGCCAAAACCAAUUUGAUCAUUUAAUGUGUUUUUUAUGCAUAGUGCUUCGGCAGUUAACAUAUAUAGAGCUCAGCGGAAACAUAUAAAUUAUAGCAUCUGACCAAUGAGAAUUUCGCGUCACGAUUUGAGACGCAGAUAUUCAAAUUCAUUAGUCAUCGAUGCAGGCUCUCAAUUCAGCUUGAGAGCCUGUUCGCAGGCUAUUCCCCAAUUAAUCUUAACUAGCCUAAACAAAAAUUUCACCACAGCUUGAAAUAGCAUCACAAAAUUAGUAAUAUUCCAAAGUUUCGUUGCAAAAUGUUGUAAAAUGCGGAUAAUAUAGCCUUGCGAAGUUUGUAAUUUUCAGUCAUUUUGUAUUACGCAGACAGAAGUGGUAACCAUUUCCCGUUUGUAAUCUAAAAUGACUGAAAAUUGCAAACUUCGCAAGGCUAUAUUAUCCGCAUUUUACAACAUUUUGCAACGAAACUUUGGAAUAUUACUAAUUUUGUGAUGCUCUUUCAAGCUGUGAUGAAAUUUUUGUUUAGACUUCUUGAGUUCAAAAUUUUGGUUAAUUGGGGAUUGGUCCAUUAUCGUUUAAUAUUUUUUAAACAGCAAGUUCGUUAUUCUCAGUUUUUUGUUGAAAAAUAUCAUUAUUCGCAAUCUCUUUAGGGAUGUGCCUGAUCUUGGAUACCGGUGUCCGGCAAAAUACAGACAGCCGGCAUUAUCCUGUACUCCUGUAUCCAUAACAUUUUUCAUGAUGUACACUGCAGCUCUUUGCUGUAUAUUGUGCACCGACGGCCGUGCCACAGAAAUUUGUGUUUAGUGUAUAGCCUAUAAAGGGAUAUAGCACAUAGUAAAUGAACAAUGGACUAUUUUCCGAGGGAAAAUUAAUACUAUCCAAGUGCUACAAUGAGUGUCCAGUAUCAAAUGUCAAUGACCAAUCACGAGUCUUCAAUAGGACCACAUGCAUGUCCGAUAUUUUACGAUGCAAGACUGGGGAUAUUGGACAGUAGCUAAUCGUAGCUUUUUUCCUGGAUUAUUAACCGCCUCCAUUUUAUUGACCGCUUUCUGUUUUCGCAAUUUCAAACACAACAAACGAUACAGCAAAUUAAUGAAAGGGAUUUGGAAAUUCAUUAGUUUACAACAGUCGUGAGUUUAGUAAAAUAUAAUUUUCGCGUUAAAAUUGUGUCAAAUCACCUUUAAAACAUGCUUACAGUAAUGCAUGGAAUUGAGUUUAUUUUACACAUUGUUUUUAAAAACUACUGUAGGCUAUUAAUAUUUUUAAACGUAGGCUACAUAGUUGUCUUUCAGAAAAUAAAGCCUAACUUAGGCGGCAAAUUUUAAUACAAAAACUUCAAAAUAUAUAAAAAAAUAUCAAUAUAAUUUAUCAUAUUUUAUAUUUUUAUUAUACAAAUAUUAUAUUUUUAUAUUCUUUAUAUUAAGUUUUUACAUUAAAAUUUUCCGCCUAAGUUAGGCUUUAUUUUGAACAGUAGCUUUUGGCCUCAUUCCAACAAACAACAUUAAUCUUAUUAUAUUGGAUUCAUCUUUUCCCAGGAAGACAAAAUAUUAAGUCUCGAUUUCAAUAAAAGGUUCGACCUUUGGUGUCGCCCAAUAUUGAAGUCUCGACUUAAUAUUUUGCCAUAUUGGGCUCAGUAGAAUCCAAUAAUUAUAUUAUCUAGUAAAUUACAUGUACUAUCCAGAACCUUCCGGUAUCCGGCAAAGUAGGAAAAGGCACAUCCAUAACCUCUUCCCCUAAUGUAUCACAAGAUUUGCUUAUGUAACUCAAAAUUUGACAGAUAACUCAAUGGAUAGAGCGAAAAUACGUGAUCGAAUUGUCCCAACUUGCGUGCUACAAUCCGGGCCAAAAUUCAUGUGGACACUUAAUCCACUUUUGCAAUAUCCCCCACUCCCCCUCUUCAAUGUUGCAUAUCUGAAUUAUCCAUGCACACUUCUUAUUUAAUGAAAAAUCUCAUUCAACAUUGGCUUGGGGGAGCGGGGGAUAAUUAUUUUGAGAAAAAGCCCGCCAUUCGAGGCCAAUGUCUGCAUGGGUUGCCCACAACGUUUUGGCCAGGAUUGUAGCUUUUCUCCUCCGUACAAAAUCGAAUUAAACUGUACAACCUACAUUUUAUGUACAUCAUGCAUCUGGGUCUAAUAUACGGUGUAUAUUUCAAUAUUUCAGCUCCUUCAAUUCCAAGCUGCUACAAAACUGUUGCUUUUUAUGGUUUUGUUGAAGAGUUAGUUGUCAACGAUGAUCCGGAAUAUCAGGUAAUGUUCUGUGGAAAUCUUCAUGAAAUUUUUAUGUAAAUGCGCAAAUGAACAGAAAAGUGUUCACAAAACUACACUGCAAGUUUUAUGUACAACUAGAAAUUUUAUCUUGUAAUUUUUCUUGGCUAGAAAUAACUAUUCUAUCCUAUAGACUUUGAUUUGUUGCUAUAUAAUACUGUAUGAAAGAUUCCAGUCGUUUUGAAGGCAAUAUAAUUUUCUUUCUUAAGAUUAAUUAAUGUCAAGUUUAACAAAUAAAAUCUUGGUAAGGUAAAACUUUAUUUAAAAAUCACACGAUAGCCCCGUCAACUAUUAGCUGAUUUCCAGGAGGGAAAUUAUAUUUAUAAAUACAUAUACACAGUAGAGUAUUGUAGACCCCCAAAACAUAACCCUGAUAAGUCCUUUCAACUCCCAUAAACCCACAUACUCUUAUUUAUGCAAGCAGUGCUAUACUGUAUGUUACAGAUAUAUUUACACCCGGGGAAACGAAAGCAUUAGCGGAGUCUAAAGUUCAUCAAGUAUCGCGGGCGUGGGUGACCAACGGUGUUGAGUGGGUGGUCAUCCUCACUGAUCUCAAAGUAUGGCGGACUGUCAUGAAUAGCGGACACUGAUUGGUCCAAUUUAAAGUUUGCAUCAUAACGACUGUAUGACGACAACGAAAUAGCAAACAAUUCUUGAUUUGAUCACAGAUUUGAUGAUUGAUAAAUUUCUUGCAAAUAUACUUCAAUUUUACUCGCAUUUUUGCAAGAUUUUGUAAAUUUCAAGAUAGAAACGGCGAAAGAAUCGGCUAAAAGAAGGGAGCCGACGUUAACGAAGGUAAGUUUGUGUUAAAUAUUGAUUUUAUAAUUGCUUUAAAACCCGACGGCCUUUGGCCCUUUGCGUAUAUGAAAUAACUAAACAAGACAGCAUAUAAUUUCAGUCAAUUCAGUGUAUUAUUAAUAUUGAUUCCUUUUUUAUUAUAUUCAAUUUUUUUACUAAAAAGAAAGCAAAGUUAUUUGCAUGCGAGAAUUUGAAAUCAUUUUGUUGCAAACUCAAAGUUUAUCGAUAAAGCCAUUUAAUUAAAGCCAGGCAAUUUAGUUUUAUAAAGAACGUUUUAAAACGUUUUGCGAAGCUUUUGUGGUUGAAUUUUACCUUAAAUUGAAGCUUAUAUUACGUAUAAUAACAUACCUAACAAAUAUAUGUUGGGAAAUUGAUAAUUUUGUAAUCAAAAUUGAUAUUUUAGGCAAUUUUUCAUUUGUAAGAAUAUUCUUAAAAAAUUAUCGUGUUAUUACCAUGACAACAACUUUGGAUACUUCAUGUUUGGAAAAUACAAUGGUUUUGUCAGCAAGGCGAGGGUUUCUGCAUGCAUGUAUUUUCUAGUUAAAUUAAUGUAUUAGAAAUUGUGAGUACGAAUUCCUUUUUGGAAUAUUGGCAAUGUAUCCGAAUUACGCAAAUUUGUAGGUAGAGAAUUCCAAACUUUAGCUUUAUCAAAAGGUAGUUGCAGAGAGGAGCCCCUGAGGCCAUGAUCGAGUUUCAAGUGCUUCCCAUCCUAAUGCAUUUAUUGCUUCUAAUCCAGGAGUAUCAUUGCUCAUAUUUAACAAUACCCUUGCAGCUCUAUUCUGAAGUGUUUGAAGUCUGUUAGCAAGACAUGUACAUGUACCCAUGGUAUCAAAUACCUCACUGCAAUAAUCAAAGUGAAGACGGAGAAGAACAUUGUGGAUAGAGAUCAGAGCCUCUCUAUCAACGAAAUUUUUUAGCCACAGCUUCAAUGUGCUUGUUCCAAUUAAAGUUUAUCAUCAAUUUCAACUCCAAAUACUUUGCUAUUAUGAACUUGUUUUAUUUUGAUCUGAUCGAUAUUAAUGACUGGUUGUGUGACAAGGUUAUUUAUUUUGUGGUCCGAACCAAUCAAUAGAAAUUCUGUUUUUGCAACAUUAAGUUUGUUUCAAUUUAUUAACCAAAAGCCACGCAUUCUUUGUGGAUAUGAGAUCAUUAUUCAUGGUCAACUUAACUUUAUCUAUAGUCUCACCAGCUACAGUAAGGUUAGUAUCGUCAGCAAAUAAUUAAGUAGUAGCAUGGUUAAGACAUUCUGGCAGGUGAUUAAUAUAUAUAAAGAAGAGGAAUGGAUCGAGAAUAGAAUUCUGCGGAAUACCACAUUUCACGCACCUCUCAGAUGACAUCACGUCACCCAAAUGGCAUUUCUGUGAAUCUUUAGUGAAUGUUUGGAUGGUCGGUGUUUUUGAUGUUUACUGAAAACAAUUUGUCAAGUUUAAAUAUCCCGUGUGAUAAAACCGGUGGUCGCGCAAAGGUCAUCGAACUUGUCUCACUCAACACACAUGUAGCAAGUUGUGGUUUCAACCCAUUGCAUUGUUCCGACUGUCGGUGCGAGAAAAUGAUAAUUAAGUCGAUGUGAUAAAGAAAUUUAUGAAUUUAAAGUUUGUGAUUUCGACGAAUCAGAUGUGACUAUACGGCCACACAAGGAACACAGUUCUGGAACUGGAAUUGUGGCCAGUUUCCUCUACGCAAGAUGAAGUGUUUAAAGUGAUGCAAAAUAGCAAAGUAUGAUGUCUAAUGUCAUCAGAAUUGAAGGAAACAUGACACAACGCCAGUCAUGCAAGCAGUGCUUGGGAAUUGCAAGUGGAGAUUGAUGUUGCAAUAUAGGGUAUACUAUAUACCUUUUAAAUCUGUAAAAGUGUUGAACACGAGAAACACGACAUGACGGCCACUCUCGGAAAUGAAUGAAAUGUAGGAUUAGAGCAAAUUCAGCUAUGCAGCAAGGUCACGUGAUUAUGACUGGUGGAUAUUAUGGUUCAUUGCCAGACAGUAUUGUAGAAAUAAAUCUCGCUGGGUUGAAUCUUAAUUUAAACUACCAGUGCCGUCGUAAAAACGUCCUCCAAUAACAAACAAGCGAUUUAUUACACAAUCGUUUUUUUGUUACUGAAGAGCGUGAUUACGAUUGGAUGUAUGGUGCAUGAAGUUCAGCCGACCACUCUCUAUGCACGAAAGAUGCAGAGCUGGGAUAAUGAACGACAAGGCUUUCAUUAUUUGUUGGCAUACGACAAGAUCAUACAAGUGCGCAGUGUUUAAUAUAACAGUCGGCCAUCCGGCCAUUAUCCGAAUAAAACGCCAAUAUUGCUGUUUACUGAUUGCUGUUUACUGAUGAUUUAUCAAUUGAAAUUGCUAUAUUCCAUUUGAUUAUAUUGAAUUGACAUUCAAUAGACAAUAGUCGUGAAAUAAUUACACUAUGUACUGUACAACCAUUCUUUUGAGCCCUAUAAGUAGUGCCCAUCAUAUCCCUUGCAGCAGUGUCCCAUCAUGUCCCUUGCAGUAGUGUCCCAUUAUGUCCCUUGCAGUAGUGCCCCAUCAUGUCCCUUGCAGUAGUGUCCCAUCAUGUCCCUUGCAGUAGUGUCCCAUCAUGUCCCUUGCAGUAGUGUCCCAUCAUGUCCCUUGCAGUAGUGUCCCAUCAUGUCCCUUGCAGUAGUGUCCCAUCAUGUCCGACGAAAAUGUGGUCGUGCAUGUCCGUGCAAAAUAUUGUCAGACCAAGUUUUCAGAAUUAUAUUGAACUCUGUGAAUGUUCAACAGACACGGAAACGGCUAAACCGAGAGUUAUAAAAGGGAGAGUUAAAUUGGAGUGUUGUGAUUUUGGAGAUAAGAGUUAAAUUCGAGCCACGCCACUUUUUCCAACGACCACACCCAAUUUUUUAACUGUCCCAAUGUUACCUACUAACAUGGAAGAGUUAUAUAAAUUUGCCGUCUAAACUCUCUUCCGUCAAAACGUAAAAAAAUGCGAGAGAGUUCACAUUUUCUUUAAUCUCUGUUGUUAUGAUUUGGAAGCGAGAGUUCAUUGGUCGAACUAUUAUUUUAGGGUUAAUGCCAAUCGUGUUAUAACAAACGUACUUACAGGGAGGUACGUCUGGGAUGGUACCGAGAGGGGGGGGGGGGGGAUAGCUCCCCCAACCUACCGAGCCAAGCUCGGGAGGCUGGAAGUUUCUCGAACCCACCUUGCUUUGCUCGUUGAGUUCGGGAAAAUUCCAGCCUCCCUCGGUGCGUCAAUCCAGGACGAACCUCCCUGCAAGUGUGUUUGUUAUAUCGGCGAAUCCGAUUGGUUCAGAAGCAGGUGAUUUCGGCGAAAAAACUCACCUGCUCGGAACCAAUCAGAAAGCCGCUUUUGACACAGGUAUGGGAUAAUUUUAAAAUCGACUCCAAACAAAAGACCUAUACACAUCCUAAAACGACGUUCUUUUUAAACACUUGAGGGUUCGACAAUUACUGUAGCAGGCUAGGAAUCUUAGUAAUUUUCUCAGUGCAAUACAAAAUAGACAAUGUUCAUUACAUUGAUGUAAUUAUCGUGUAGAAAUUUGUGGUUUAAACUGACAUGUUUGUAUCACUGGAAAAAAUUUUGAAAAUCCAUAGAAGGCCAUAGAAUUGAAAUUGUAUGGACCUUUAUUGGAAAUAGAAUGGAUUUUGAUUGUCCAUAAUAAUUUUAUAUUUCCAUACCAUGGAUAUAGUAUCGAAAUAGUGUGGAAUGCGAUAUACUAUGGAUUUAGUGGUGCAAUUGCAAAUUUCAUAGCAUCGAUUUUACAUUUUUCUCCCAGUGUAUCAGAUAAUAUAUGCAAAUUAAUUGUUUAUAUAGUGGAUUGAUAACUUUCGCACCCCAAGAUCUUCGAACGAAGCUCGUCAGGGUCUUUUCCAGAAACUUUCGGGUAAGUUGAUAAGUAUUAACUGCGAAGUUGCGUGUACAUAUCAUGUGAUGCAGCUACUUGAAAAAUAGUAGAACAGGUCUUCAUCAAAAACAGUUCUGGACUGCGAAGGUUUACCGAAUUUUUCGUUCACUGAACUUGUAAAUAAAUAUGAGAUCGGAGUGGACCGUAUUGAAUAUAUUAAAAAAAUAUUUCAAGUAUCCGCGUUUUAUUCCCAUAUCCUCUCCGUCCAUCCGCUCCACAACCGCCCUUUAUCCUAAACCUUGCCGAUCAACCCGAGCUGUCAAUGUAAAUAUUGAAAAGCUGUCCGGCCAUUAUUAGUCGUACAAUUGAUCGGACGUUUGCCAGACCCAACAAAAGUAUUAUAAUGACCAUUAAUAUCCUCCCAGAUCAUAUGAUUUUCACUAGGUCACAAAUUACACUUCCCCUAAGCAUUUGAUGAGAGGAGAAUGGCCCAGCCCAGGGACGGUUUAUGAAAUAUGAAUUUUGAAGUGUAUAGCAGUACCUACAUUACAGUAUAUAAAGGACAUUGUCUAGAUAUAAAGUAGAAUCUUACUUACAACACGAACGCGAAUGUUGUAAAUGGUUUGUGAAACGUCUUGAUGAGAACAUUCGUAUUCUUCAACAAUUUAAAAUAAAUGAGUGAUAUUUGUUGAGAAAAUGAACUUAAAGUUUAUGUAAAUCAGUAUGAUUCUGUAUAUACAAACUCCUAAUUCACGCUCAUGAUUUCGUUUGUGUUUUCUUCAUGAAUUAUUAAUGAGUUUCACAAUAGAAAAUACUGUACAUAAAAUUUUACUUACACGCAUAUAUUGCUUCUAUUUCAUUUUAAAUAUAUCAAAAUGUCAACAUAAUUUAUAUAUUAUCUUUUAAUGUAAAGUAGCAGUGGAUAUAUGAUCAAUCAAUAAUUAAACUUAAUUUCAGGUGAACUGCAAAGGAAGAUUGGGCUAAAAGUACUUGAUUUGGGUGGAAACGCAGUCAUUGGGUAAGAAUUGUAAGAAUUACUUAAAACUAAUGAAAUAUAGUACGGAACAUGAAACUUGACAUUUGAGAAAAGAGUGCAGGUCGGCUAGGGGCAGGGGUAGUGGUAUACCAGAUACCUCAUACAAUCGAUCGAAGUACCAUAUCUAUGCAAAGUACCCGUAAAAAGACGGCAAAAACGACUUCGUAAUUUACUUUAUACCAGAAAUUCAGAAAAUCUAAAUAUGCCAAAUACCCAUAAUUUCAAUGUAAAUAUACUGUAUACCAUCCUCGUUCCCAGGGUCUCUUGGCCGCGCGAGGGAUACGCGGAACCGGAAGUGAAGAAAGCUUGCCGUAGUUUCUAAUGCGCAUUCUCUUGAAUUGGGACGCUUUAGCACCUAUAACAAUUUUCACAGAGAAGCAUAACAAAGAAAUGAAGUAUUUGUGUUAGAAUUAUUUUGCCUAGCGAAAACUGCUCAACUGCUGGAAAUAGCAGUUCUCUGGGAAGCCAAUCGGAUCUCUCCUUUUAGUCAUCUAACGCAGAGUCUAAUUUUCAACGAGUGACCGAGUAAAAAUGGCUCUGGGGACGAGAUUGACUGUACAUCUGAAUUAAAGACCCAUUAGAUGCCGCAUACCCGAACCCCCCUGUCCGACUCCAAGGUGUCAAAUUUAUUGUUUUGAGAGCAGUCAGGCUUAUAUUCCAAGUAGAUUGUUGCCGUUAUGGUUGGGUUUAAAUUUAAGGUUAUAGAAUAUAAGCCCAUAAAUAUCAAAGUUUUUUCAAAACCGGUUUUUCGGAUUAGAAAACCGAAAACCCGAUUAAAAAAUCAUGAAUUGCCACUCAUUCACACAAUAUGCAAGACCUGUAUGGUUUCUUACCACGAAGCUUGAUCGGAAUGCGGGUAACGUGUAGCCAGUCAGAAACUCGAAAAUCUAUUGCCGUGGUAUUAUAUUUCGUAGCCUGUUUUUCGCAUCUUUUUUAAAAAAAUAAUGACGUAACGAAACUCCCUUUCGAAUGACGUCAAGAUGACGUGGGCAGAAAACCGAAAAAUCGGUUUUAUCCAUUGAAAUGAAUAUAACUAGAAUGCUACAGUACCUCUAACCGGAAAUUUGAAACCAACUUGAAGGCCAGUCCCUGUCUUUUCACGCAUGCGAAGAAUGCUCAAUCAGUCAAUGAUGAUAUAAACACACGUAAUCUUACCUUUAAGAAAAAGAUAGACAAUUUAUCUGAAGGUAACGUUCCAGUUAUAUUCAUUUCAAUAGUUUUAUCGGGAUUUUUACGUCGGUUUUCGGUUUUUGGUUUUUUCGUACCAGGUGGUCAUGCAUCGCUUAAUUCUAAAAUUGAGUGUUAAGCUGUAAAUUUCUUUCACUUCCAGAUACCAGCAGUAUUUUGAUUUGGAAGGUGAAUCUGGCAUUGUGGUUCGUGGUAUUGGUACCUGCGUUUUUCUGCGGAAAAUAUAUGCUACGUCUUCCCCAUCUACUCCUACUAGUUUUGUUGCAUCUCCGAGGGAUGACACAGGCGCACCGGAAUUGUAAGUACUGUAUCACGAGUAGUGAUGUAUGGUAUAUUAUAUAUGCAGUAUUAUACAGUAGGAUAGGAUGGGAUAAAACUACUACCCUGGCUAUUUCAACUGAAGUUGUUUUUCAAGUGGGGCGUAUAGAUAUUAGAUACUGUAUGUAAAAUAUUUCAAAAUUGUGAGAAGUACGACAUUGCUAACGAUGCAUUAUAUAACAACUAUGAAAAUACAAAAUACAAAUGAAUACUAUUACAAAACUUAUUAUAAGCAUGACAAAAUUACUGGAUGCUGAUUGGUUGAGAGGAGUACAAUUAUUUCAUUAAUUGUACUGCAGUACUAUUAAUGAUUUUCCCAAAACAAACAAAAUGGCGGAAAGGUAUUUUAAACACAAGCGUGAAAUGAAAUUGCCCUAGAGGAACUAGAUGAAAAUACGAACAAAAGCACCAAAUUUUGCUCGAACAAAAAAACUAAAUGAAAAUACAAACAAAAGCACCAAAUUUUGGUUGAAAGUCUGGCAGGACUGGGCUUUGGCGAGAGAAUAUAUGAUGUUAACAUUGAGAGGUAUCCAAUUUUGCCAUGCUCGUACAAUGCUCGUGAUGUUUGGAAAUUUGCCAAAUUGGACUCGCCCCGGCGGCUCGUCCAAUUUUGGCAAAAUUUCCAAACAUCACUCGUACUAUUAAUCCGUAAUUGUACUCGCCAUCACAUGAUUACCUAUACAAAUAGUACAAUAGUUAAAUAGCUAAUUCGUCAGACUGAUACAGGAAAGACUCCUAUUUCUCACUUGCGUAUUUCUCACUUGUAGGCUAUUCUCAGAUAUGUAGGCUAUUCCAGAUUUCUAACACCACUUUAGCGGAAACAUUUUCUGCCAUACUCCGUAUUUAGACACGGCAGAAACGUGUGAGAGACCAAGUGUUAGAGAUCAUUCCUCUAUGUUAAAAUUCUAGCAUCUCAUUGUUUAAACGUUUAUGACGUGGAAGUUACGAAAUUUGACUCUUGACCGCCAACAGAUCUGAGAAUGCAAUAAUAUUGUGGGCCAUUGCAGUAACAAUUAAAUUGGACGUCACGCGACGUGAAAUUUGUAAAGCUUGUGCAGUUUCAGAAUUCGUUAUUUUGGAGAGGAAGGGAGAAGUAUAAUGGAAAAGAAAGAUUUACCCUGAAACCUUUUUUCCUUGACACUUACUGCAUGUAGUAUUACUAAAGUACUUUUUUCCUGUACGUGACUUCAUGAAAGAAGUAUAGUUUGCGAUACCUAUAGAUAAAUGGGUGGUGGACACGCAUGGGAGACAAAAGCUUAUAUCAUGUUUUAUUAGUCGAAAAUAUUUGGGCAGAUAAAAUAUUUAGGCAAAUGGGCAGAUACAAUUUGCAAUAACCAUAAUUCUAUUUUAUCUCCAGAGAAAUGAUUUAUUUUCUUAGGUUAUCAGCUGAUCCUUCAAAAUCGUUUCCACCAAAUGUUCAACGAAAAAGAAGAACUUCAUCGACAGAUUCAGAUGGCAGUUCACCUAUGAAAGGUUCGUUUUGGAUUGUUCAACAUUUUGUCAUUAUUUUAAAGGAACGCACACACAGGAGGACACGAGGUCACUGGUUUCUCUCUUACAUACAGUAUUUGUUGUAUGCGCGCCUCGACUCUUAAGAUCGUUAAUAUGCAAGAUUUACUAUGCGUAAUCUUCUAUCUUUUCGUUUAUGCUUAGAUAUUCAAAUUUUUGCAUGUUGAAGACAAUAGGUUUUUGGCAUAAUGAAGCAAUCAUCAAAUGGCACCCACGCUGGGCUUUAUCUCCCCUGACCCCCCUCCUGACACAACGUGGAACGUUCUGUUCUCAACUAAUAUACCAGGCCAAAAUACAUGUAGUGGAAUAUGGAAAAAAAUACACUCUGCUAUUUACAUGGAAACAGUCUAUAUCCUGUUGCCUUGGCAUUUAUUUAAUUUUACAUACUGUACAUAAUAGCUUAGUAUGGUUCUUUUAGUUUAUUAUUUUUGUAUGCAGUAAAACACCGGAGCUAGAAGGCCGUGUUACCACGGCCAGAACUGGAAAAACAUGGCAAGAUAAAAAUAACUCGGCUUGUAUAAAAGCGUGUAGGUUCAUAAAAUAGAAUGUUGCUACAUACCACGGACAAAAUUUGCUUCUAUUUAUUUCGUAAAAAAGCGUGUAAAAUCUAGUUUGUAGAAAGUAAUUCAGGUUAAUUCCGUGAUGUUUUUUAUGUUAGGUGUACAGUAUGUACAGUGUGUAUAUAGCUUUUGCCCAACAUUAUAUUAAGUCCUUUUAAUGUCAGGAUUACACAGAUGUAUGAGCAUAUGGCGGCCUUGUAUUUGGUCGUAUCACAUAGAACAACCAUGGACAUAGUCUAUUGUUGGCAAGCAUUACUGGGGUUUUCAGGGCAACUGGCUGGUACACGCCCUGAAAAUCUCCCAAAAUCUCAAAUCCCAUGCAGCUAAGACCCUGAUCAUCCCUGAUAUCAAAACACUAGACUGGGUGUUGAAACAUUGGCUCGUGAAUGUAAUUUGUUGGGAAAUUGCAUCAUGUGUGUCGUAGUGAAAUGAUCAUUUCUUUUUAUUCAGAUUGUAGUGGCAGUGGAGAGAAAGGAAGUUUAGGAACAUCUUUGGGAAAUUCGAGAAUGCCUCGGCACACGAUGGCAAGACAAAGAACAAUUGACGAAUUUGUAAGUUGAUAAUUAAACAUUUUAUAAUAAAUAUAACAGGGUUCGUACAAAAUCUUGCAAAUCCUUAAAAGUCCUUGAAUUUGGAAACAAAAAGUCAAGGCCUUGAAAGUCCUUGAGUUUAUAAAGAAAUGCUUGAAAGUCCCCAAAUUGUCUCGCUUUAGUGGAUAUUUUCUGAAAUUGUUUGGCAUUAAGAAUUGGACAUUUUGUAAAUUGAUUUUGUUCAUGUCUUACUAUAAGGCCAAAGCAGUUUGAAAUUCAUUAAAGUUGGCAUUUUAAAAUCACUUUUUAACUGAGUUCUACCGCCCCCUUUUCAGUCUUUAGUUUUUGAAUUUCUUGAUAUAUGACUCUGAAAAGUCCUUGAAUUUAACUCUUUCUGACCUGUACAAACCCGAAUAUAAAACAGGCCUUAAAAUUCGGACAUUGUCCGACCCAUUCAUCAAAUUGUCCGACGUAGAGAGGAAACCACCGGACAUUCUGUCCGACCUAAGUGAAACUGAGGUUUAUUGUUUGUCCGACCUGAGUGUAUUGCUGUCCGACCGAACUGUGGCUUUGUCCGAAGCUUUCUCCACGCACGUAAAUCAAAAUGUACCCUAGUCCAGAACCACAGUUUGUGUAAAAAUGAACCGGAAAUGUUGCGGGGCGGCGAGUGAAAUGGUGAGGUGGAAAACGGGCUUAACUCUUAAGUUAAUUGGCAAGCAAGUUAAUUUUGGCUUGGAAAUAAGUAUGAAUGACACAAAUUAUUUAAUAUCUUCACAACAUUUAGUUCAGAAUGAAUACAUUAUGACUUAUUUCCGACCCAAACUGAACUGAAGUCAUCGGACAUAUGUCCGACCCAAACUCAAAGUCAUCGGACAUUUUGUCAGACGGCCCUGUAAAAGAUAUUUUAAGGCCUGAAUAUAAAAGCGAAUGAGAGUUUUAUGUUUUACCACUAAUUUGUUGUAUGUGUCGUUCAAGCUUGCAAUCAAGCAUAUUAACCUUAACAAUUGUGUCAAAUAAACUACUUAACUGCCUGCUUACAGGACAGUUUUAUUAAGAAUAAUGAUUAUUCUUACAAGACAGCGCUGUAAAAUAAUUUCAUAUGUAUAGCCCUCUACGUCCUUUUUCAACGUAAUACACCUUCGCAUCUGUUAGAUUUGAAGAACUUUUAAUUUAUAUUUAGUGUUAAAAUAUUGAAACGUUGAAAGAGUUGUCGUGCUUAAUUAAGUCGAACUUUAAUAUUGAUUUUUUUCAGAAUAAUUACUUUUAUGAACGUUUUAAUAAAGUACCGAAGCUUUUUGACAUCCCAAUUAGCGAGCUAUAGUUGAUAGUCCGUGUGAUAUGUUCAAAAUUAUAGAAAGUAGAAGAGCAUAAAAGAAUGUAAGUUUGAAUGUGAGGAUUUUUAGAAGAAAACGGCAUGGCCGCAGUUAAUUCGACACAACAUCCAUCUUUCGCUAUUACCUGUGUUGCAUUUAGAAUAUAUUUCACGUCAAAUGUGAACGUCAUUACUGUGCACACAACAAUUUUAAUUUGUAAUAUCUUGGUAUCUGUCUUUGGAACAUUGGCCAACAGUCUCGUCAUAAUGGCGUAUUAUCGUAACCCUCGUCUUCGAACAAUUGAGAACACGAUCUUCUUACUCCUUGCCAUCACAGACAUUAGCGUGAACGCUUUGGUACAACCGGUAUAUGUGACAGCUGGAUUUAGGGUUUUGCUAGGAAAAUGCGAUUGCCUGGUUUGGAAUAUCGCUAUUUUGUCAACAUCAUUCUUUCAUGGGCUAUCACUGUUAGCAAUUACUAUCCUUAGUUUACAGAGUUAUAUCACGCUAGCAUAUCCCUAUCGUUUUCGAAUGAUAAUAACUAAGCGUCGUUUAAAAACAAUAGUAAUCCUUUCUUGGCUUCUUAUCUCGAUUUUAACACUUGUGGCAGCAACGUUUAAAUUCGUACCAGUCACCAAAUAUAUACAUCUCGGUGUUGUUAUCGCAACUUUUUGUGCUGUGAUUUUUACCUGGAGUUGGACAUAUAAACUCGUGUCUCGACAUCGAAGGGUUAUUGAGACCACGCAGACUCCGUCAUCAAACGAAUUUGUGAAAGGAAAGAAGAUUCUCAGAUCGACAAUCACCGCUUUUGUGGUAACUUCAUGUCUUUUGGGAUGUCAUUUCCUUGGCUUGUUGAUAAUUCUUUAUGUAUUGAUUAACCGUUGGGAUAUCGAUCACAAUUUGUAUAUGAUUCUGUUCAAUACUUCAAUGACAUUAGUGUAUUCAAACUCGCUACUCAAUCCUUGUCUUCUGUUUUGGCGGAAUAGCAGUUUUAAAAUGGAGGCUAAGAGUAUCUUCGAGAGACAAACUUCGCCACUAUGAACUUCGCCAUAUAUAGGUUGGGUCGUUUCUUAGAAUAGCAAGGACGUGCUUCCGAACACAUCCUGGCAUGCAAAUUGUCGCAUGACGACUCUUUCAGAUACAAUAAUUCUUCGAAAGCAUCACAAAAGCUCACGAAAUACAAUAUAUAUAAGUGGAUAUAUAUAGCUCGGAAGCUCGGAUAAAUAUAGCUCGGAAGAGUGCUUUCCAUUGGCUCGACUUUACAAUUGCUUUUGUGUUCAGAACAAUGACAUUGCUUCGUUCUUUAGAAAAUCCCAUCCAAUUGGAGACGACCUUCCGAGGCACUGCGAGGCUUUCCUCUGGAAUGCCUGAACGUCUAAAUUAAGAAAUAUAUGGAAUAUAUUACGUUCUAACAGUCUUCACGUAGAUGACCUUCGAUCGGAGAUGACCUUCGAUCGAAACAGUUUGCUUAACAUGUAAUCAGGCACGUGACUUAACCAAUUCUAUUGCAUGUUGUGUUUAAAUUGAACUAUAGUAUAUAUGUAUGUAUAAUUAUAUGUUUGUGUAACAGGGUCGGUUGUAUAAUACUCUGAACUACUUUUUAUUUUGUAGUUAAAUAGUGGUUAAAUAAAGUUAAAAAUAUAGUUAGUGUAAACUGCAGUUAAAACUAUAGUUUUUAUUCAAUUUAUUAAAAGAUACCAAUUUUGCAGUUAAAAACUGAAUUACACUGGUUUACAUGCAUACGAGUAAAGAUGUCUACAAACACUCCUUAUUUACAAGUUGUUAACUGUGAUAGUUCUAGGUAAGAAUGUAGCUAAAAAUUAUUAUUUAAAACUGGAGUUGUAGGCCUUACUACCGGCCAUAAUAAAACUCUUAGCAAACCUACUUGUCCUAUGCUUUGGUAUUGAAAGACAAUUAUCAUUACGUAGAGAAUAUCCUGUUUUAUGUCUUGGGGGAACGAGAGAAUGGAGUUUAUGGGAUGAUUCAUCACACAUUUGAGCAAAAAGUUUCUCGCAAAUGGUCUUUCUCCGCAGGAACAGUGACACCACCCCACAGCACGUAGCAACGCAUCUUCAUAUUUGAGAUCAGGAAAGAUUAUACGAAGGGCUCUGCGUUGAAUACUCUCGACCUCGUCGCUCAAAUAUUGCGCCAAGCUAUAGUGCCAUACCUCGCACGAAAAUUCUAAGAUUGGUCGAACGCAGGUAGUAAAAACCCGGACUAACUUGCUCGCUGGUAUAGAGGCUCUCUUAAGUAAUCGUAAGGCAUACAAUCGCUUCGAAGCUUUCUUGCAGAUAUAAUCAACGUGCUCGGUCCAUUUAAGAUCUUUAGAUAUCAUGACACCAAGUAAUUUAGCAUGCGGAACCACAACUAUAUCAUGACCGUCAAUGGUGAUCGGCGGAAGAGCCCCGGGAUCAAGAGGAGAAAACCCAACACGAACUUCUUUUGUUUUUGUAGGGUUCAGUUUCAUGUUAUUCUCAGACGCCCAUUUAGUAGAUUCUGUAAUUUGAGACGGUAGGACCGAGUUGGAUUCUUGACCCUUCAUGACGAUCUCCCAGAUAAUGGUGUCGUCAACAAAUUUCACUGUAUCGUCAGAAACAUUCAAGUCGUUCACCAUGAUGAGGAAGAGGAGGGGGCCCAGUUUGGUUCCUUGGGGGACUCCUCCGUUGGUAGUUCUCCAAUUCGAAAAAUUAGAGCCAAUUCUUGUUCUCUGACUUCUGUCGGUGAGGAAGUUGGCAAUCCAAUUAAUUAGGAUAGGGUGUACGCCCAUGUUAAUGAGUUUCUGCAUCAGAAUGUUGAAAUCGAUACGGUCAAAAGCUUUGGAAAAGUCUAGCAUGCAUAUCCGUAGGCAGGCACCAGGUGUGUCCAUCGCUUCGUACCAUUUAUGAAGCAGGUGUAUUAGCGCCAUGGUGGUGUUGGAUCCUUUAAUUGAGCCAAAUUGGAGCUUAUCGAUUUGGUCGCGGAUUGACUGCAAGAGCCAGUUAUAUGGCGUGAGCGAUAUCGGUCGAAAAUCAGAGUCAACAUCCAGAGCAGGAGAAGACUUUGCUGCAGGAAUGACAUUUGCAGAUUUCCACAGGGACGGAACACAACCAUUGAAUAGAGGCAUUAAAUAUGGAUGCUAAUGGGCGAGACAAUAACGAGGAAUUUUCACGGAGGAACCAAGGCGUGAUUUCGUCAGGACCUGCAGCUGAAAAGGACUUGACGGAUUGUAAUGCUUCCUCGGUGUCGUCGACUGAAAUGUAAAAGUCGGGAGGAAAAUCACCGACUUCGAGGGGCGUCCAAGCAAGUGGAGGCAGGGAAUUCCCGACGGCAACAAACUUGUCAUUGAACAGGUUGGCCAGAGCCGAAUCAGAAUAGGGCUGUCCGUUGUACACAAGUGUGGAAACGUUUUUAGAUGGGGCAAGGCCAGCAAUAUUUUUGACAGCGGACCACCACUUCCGUGGAUUCGACUGAGUGGUAUUAGCGACAUUGUUGGUAUAAUACUUUGAGCGAGCACGCCUACACAAGUUAUUAAUUUUGUUCCUAUAGAAUCGAAACAUAGGCUUGUUUCCUUUCCGCCACGUUACUUGGCGUUUCGAUAUUAAUCUUUUUAUCUCUGGAGUAAUCCAGGGCUUAUCGCUGCUGUCAGAUUUAAUACGUUUCAGCGGGAGAUAUUUAUCAACAAUACCAUCGACAAUGGAAGAGAAGUAUUGGAACUGUUCGUCACAAGAGCUCAGAUGAUACAUUGGAGACCAGUUAACACUGGAUAGGGCUUCAGUGAUUAACCUCCGAUUGGAGGGACGCGCAUCUCUAACCAUUCGGAAAGACCGCGAGUUCUUACGAUGAUUCAAUGGAUUUAGUAAAACUGAAUUAUGGUCUGAGAAUCCGAGUGGGGGAACAACUUCAGGAACGUCGUAAAAUUUCGAAAUGUUCGUGAAGAUUUUAUCAAGAAUGUUUGAUCCUCUAGUAGCAUUCUUCACGAUCUGUUUUAAGGAAAACGAAUUGCACAGUAGGCGGUGUUUGAAUUGGUUGAAGUCGCCGGUUAGGAUGAUGGCAGCUCCUGGGUUAGCUGUUAGAGCGCGGUCAAGGGACUCGGUAAGAUAAGCCAACAUGGCCCUAUUGUCACUAUUUGGCGGAUGAUAAAUGGCUCCCAAUACGAUUGAAUUAAUGCCACGUGGUAGGCGUCUUGGUUUGAUUAAUAGCCACAAAGCUUCAAAUUCAGGCUUCGAGAGAUCCUUCAAAUGGACUACAGGUAGACAGUUUUUCACGUAAGUGCACACGCCCCCACCUCUUCUACCAUCUUCUCGAUCGCGCCUAAAUAUAGAGAACCCACUUAAGUUUAUCACUGCGCUAUCAACGUUGGAUGUGAGCCACGUUUCGGUGAUAACUACAAUGUCUGCAAGGAGAUUAGAGACGGUACCAGAAAGUUCAUCAAUCUUAUUUACUAGUGACCUCGAGUUGGACAGGAACAGGGAAGGUACGGAACUGCAUGACUUUGGGGGGACUCUCUGUUGUAAGUACGUCACAGAUUUUCUACAUUCAUCGUUCAUAGGUAUAUUGAUAAAGUUAGAUCGGUGUACAUUAUUGUUAUUUACUCUCGCGAUACGCUUUGAAAUUAUGAUCGGGAUAGCACUUGAUUCGUUAGGAUACUUGGGUAUAUUACUUCCCAUUAAGAUAUUGUUAGGCGUGAAACAAGAGUUAGCUGAGAUCGGUCGGAAUGAUGUAAUUUCGAAUUGGUUCUCGUGGCUUGGCGAACAAAGUCGAGGUAACUCAGCCAAUCCCUCGUUCGGGGACAUCCGAUAUGCUGGUACGGUGGGUUCUUGGUUCGCUGACGCUUUGGAAAAGGAGAUUGACUAUAAUCAACUGGGAUUUCAACCAAAGGUAAACAAGAAAGCCACUUGGGUACUUGGGAUUUAG
Messenger RNA from Paramuricea clavata, 18703 nucleotides. The record is from the annotation of a GenBank genome assembly. NCBI's taxonomy places the organism in Eukaryota, Metazoa, Cnidaria, Anthozoa, Malacalcyonacea, Plexauridae.